GCAAGCGUGGAGUUUAUGCGGAGAGAGAGUUAAAAAUACUGGAGCAGCUGCCGGAGCCGGGAACUGGGAGGGGUCUCCGUAGCAGCCCCCGCGGUGGUUCCUGUUCUCGCCGCUGCGCUUUUGUACCAGGCAUCUCCCGUCGCCUCCUGCUCUCGCCAGCCGCACAGAGGACACCGCCCGGAUCGCGAGGAGAAGUUCUGCUUAGGGGGCGACAAUGCGUGAAUACAAUGAAAACAAGGAGACAUGUGGGACCAUCUGCCUCAAAUAUCUUCUCUUCAUCUUCAACUUCUUUUUUUGGCUGGCAGGUGGUGCUGUGAUGGCAGUAGGCAUUUGGACACUGAUAGAAAAGAGUGACUACAUUAGCCUUCUGCAGUCCAAUACCUACAUGGCAACAGCCUACAUCCUGGUGGUGGCAGGAGUCGUUGUCAUGAUCACCGGCAUCUUAGGCUGCUGUGCCACAUUCAGAGAGCAGCGGAACCUGCUGAGAGUGUAUUUUAUAUUGCUGCUGUGCAUCUUUCUCCUUGAAAUAAUCGCUGGAAUCCUGGCCUACAUCUAUUACCAGCAGUUCUUUCCUGUGAGCCUGCAGCUGAGUAUGGAGUUGAAACAAAACCUGAAGGACACCAUGACCCAGAAGUACCGAAAGCCAGGAGAAGAAAGUGUGACAAAUGCCGUAGACAAACUGCAGCAGGAGUUUAAGUGCUGUGGCAGCCAUAAUGCUUCAGAUUGGAGUGAUAGUGACUGGAUCAAAUCCCCUGAUGCUUCAAUGCGAAAGUUUCCUGACAGUUGCUGCAAGACCCCUACAGACUUGUGUGGUCGAAGAGAUCAUCCUUCAAAUAUCUAUAAAGAGGGUGGCUGCAUCACUAAACUGGAAAACUUUAUCCAAGAACACCUGAAAAUUAUCGGAGCAGUAGGAAUUGGCAUUGCUUGUGUACAGAUAUUUGGGAUGAUCUUCACUUGCUGCUUGUACAGGAGCUUGAAAUCAGAACCUUACUAGGAGCAAAAGCCACCCACCCGCUCAGCUCCCAUCACCCUCCAGCUCACCACCCGUCUUCUGCCGAGCAGCACAAAAACAACUCUGCAAGGAUUUUUGCUGCUUAAUGAAAUGAUUCUUGGUGCCUCUGCCAGGUCUUUGUGAUGCUGCAGAGGAUUCCCAGGGAUCACUCAGUCUCUUUUUGUGGUCCAAAAGCCAUGUAGCUGCAGAUUAUUUUUCUGCAAAAUGCCCCCAGCCUGUUAAAACCUGGCCCACUAUGCAAUCUGAAAGAGAAAUCAUCAAUGCUGUUGAGGGCCCAGUGCCUCCCACAUUUCCUUUUCUGCUUUUUUAAUCAGCAGGGUGGUUCUCUUUGAGGGGGUGACAACUGGCCACAAGAAUUCAUGAUGCGUGUUGCAGAUCAGGAGCUCAAUUCUCUCUUUAUUAUAGAAGAACAGGCUCUGUGGCCAUGUAGAGGUUCUGAUGGCAGCUGUCUCUCAUCCAAGAAGGUCUCUGUCUCUGCCAACUGCUGCCCUUCUGGGUGUGCUCUCCUCUUGUUUGCCUUAUGGACAGACCAGGUUACCCAUAUCAGUCUGCUGCUUCUUUCACAGUGCCUCUCUCUCUAGGCUGGCGGCCAGUGGUGGGAUUCAAAUAAUUUAACAACUGGUUGUUUACAAGUCCCAUUUUAGCAACCAAUUCAGCCAAAGUGGUGCAAACCUGCUGAGUCCCACCUCCGCUGGAGGCCCUUCUGAAGAUGAGUGAGCUCUUGUGCCUUUCAAGUCCAUCAAUGAAGGACGUUCUGUUCCCUACUUUGAAUCCAUGAUUGCGGGGAGUGUUAACUUUAGGCCUUUCACUUAAAAUGAGUCCCAGUAUCUAGAAUGCUGUCAAGGUAACUCCAUUUGUAGAAUGGAGCAGACUUUUAUUCAUAUGAAUUGGCCUCUUUCUCUGAAUGACAGUUCAUUUAGUGGGAGAGAAAAUGCAUUGGGAGCUUUAUAUCAGUCCUUUUAGUUUCAAUAACUGUUGGGCACUAUCUGGCUGAAGUAGAUAUGGAACCAAUCACUUGCAUGCUCUCAUUAAUUUCCAAGUAUGAACAAUGGGGAAAAGAGUUGGAUGUAAGAAAUUGGCAGUGAGGCCUUAAGCAAACUGGAGAGCCUGGUAUCUCUUUCUAUCUGCAAUGACUCCAUCUUCUUAGAAAUGUCCUAGUUGUAGCUUCCAGUCAUUGGAUUGGCUAGCUUGCCCAAUAACAGAGGAGGUCAUCUAAAGAUUGUCAUGAGCUACUUCCCCUUUCUAAGGUAUCCUUAGGUAAGCCUGAAUAUAUUUUGCUCAUUUCACAGGCUUGUCUAUUGUACUGCUGCCACCUGUGUCUGAUAUCAGUCAUGGUGAUCUUUAGUUAACACUUUCCCCCUUUCAUGUAUUCAGCGUAUCAGCUGUCAUGUGCCCUGCGUGUGGGCAAGGGCCAUAUCUAAGUAGCAGAUCACAUACUUUACAUGCAUUAGGUACAAAGCUCAAUCACCAGUUAAAAGAAUCAAGAGAUAGGAAAGAUCUCUAUCUUGAGACACUAAAGAGCUCCUUCCAGACAAUAUAGGCAGCGCUGAACUAGAUGGACCAAUAGUUUGACUGUAUAAAUCAGCUUUGUAUAUCCUGUUGCUAUAUUGGUUUCUGAUAAAGCGUGUGCAGUGCAUCUGCCUAGACUUUUAAAAAUGUUUGCUAUCUUUAAUUCACUGAUCUGGUGCCACAAGAAAUUACAAUGCUUUCCGAAGGCUAGCCCCAUACAAAUUGACAUGUGGUCAAGUACCCUACACAAAUUCCCAGAUAACUUUUGAAGGGGUUUGUAUUGAUUUUCCACAGCUGAAGUGGAGACUGAAGAAAAUAUAUCUUUCUUUAAAAAUCUUAAUUGAAUUACUGCCAUCUUUAGUUCUGUAUGGGUUCUGGCAGACAACAACUUUCACUCCUUAGAAUUUCUACUGAGCAAGUUGUCCCUUCAUGGAGUAUGACAGGAGGGAGUGGGUCCCUGGCUUCAGCCAGGAUGUUACAAGGUGCUGCUAUGUUCAUUCAGCAGCUGGAGAGGUAGAAAGGGUGUCUGUGUCUUUACUGUCAACGUGAAAAAUUGUUCAUUCAAAGAGAAACAUUUUGCAGUGUUCUCAGUACACAGAUAGAAAGUUAUUUAAACUACUGCAGAACAUGUUACUAAAUCUGCUCUUGAGUCAUAUACUGAAGUUUAUUCCCUGAAAAGCUAUUAACCAAAAAAGAAACUACUGACUACUGUUGCUUGAAACACUAUUUCAGUCUACUGAAGUGUACAUAUAUAUGGCUUGUUUUCUCUUUUUGGAAGGUGUAUUGUGCCAUGCUCCGAGAGACCCAGAUAUGCUAUUUAGCAGUCUUUGUCUCUCUUCAGUUUUCCUCAUAUAACAGUGCUUUAAUCUCAGUGUAUGUUGCUGGCCAAUAAAGCUAAUAUGUCUGUA
Molecule: messenger RNA, 3429 nt
Organism: Sphaerodactylus townsendi
Lineage: Eukaryota; Metazoa; Chordata; Lepidosauria; Squamata; Sphaerodactylidae
Gene: CD151
Product: CD151 molecule (Raph blood group)
Exons: 9
Coding region: 215-994 (259 amino acids)
Cellular component (GO): membrane
Source: RefSeq, a predicted model, not a curated record